Xiphophorus couchianus (Monterrey platyfish) is the source of this 9252-nucleotide messenger RNA. It is a transcript of the gene ccser2b, whose product is annotated as coiled-coil serine-rich protein 2b. Gene Ontology annotation, biological process: microtubule bundle formation. The record is from RefSeq and is a predicted model, not a curated record. Lineage: Eukaryota; Metazoa; Chordata; Actinopteri; Cyprinodontiformes; Poeciliidae. Gene Ontology annotation, cellular component: microtubule cytoskeleton. The coding region runs from base 505 to 3396 and encodes 963 amino acids. The transcript has 14 exons. Gene Ontology annotation, molecular function: microtubule binding.
UGUGUGAGAGAGAGAGCGUGAAUGAUUCAGCAGCUCGGAGCGGCAGCAGCUCCUACUCGGCUCUCUAUCAAGAAGAGCAGCGCCAGCUCUCCGCGGAUUUAACCAAACCCGCAUUCUCACCUAGUCGCGCGAGGGGCAGAGGCAAACCCCUGCAGGUGACAAGCAUCUCUCGGAGACCCCGUGCUGCAGCGUCCACAGGCCCCGGGCGGGGAGCAGAGGAGACCGCAGGCUCCCGCAGCUCCUCAUCCCUUCUCUUCCCGGUUCUCCGGGAGGAUUUUUUACCGCUCUUCACCGUCCUAAUUAGGAGUCGUGUGUCUCCGUCAGACUGACUCCCGUUGGAUUCAACUAUAACACAUCUGAACCUACUGACUGUUGAUUUAAAAAAAAAAAAAAGAAGAAAAAAUUAAAAUAACAGCGGCGACAUUUCCGGGAUUCUGGUCUGGGUCUGAUGCUCGUAGUGUCUGCAGCUCUCCUGACUCUCCAUGGUGAAGUGGGCGGAGUCUGAUGUCAGCCCCACCUCUUGUUGACCGCCCCGCCAUGCCCACCAUGGUUUCCAGGCUGCCGAAGUUCGGCUUCCGGCCCCGGUCCCAGACGGCUCCUGCAGCAGUGGCUCCUGCAGCAGUGGCUCCUGCAGCGGCGGCUCCGCCCGGCGGAGCUGCGACCGCCGCUGGCAGAGCUCGCCUCACCAACGGAUUCUACCACCACCCCGGACCGGCGGGUGUUUCCGUGCCCCCGUCCUCUGCAAAGCAGAACGGAUUCAUCCGAGUGCCGUGUUCAUUUUCCGCAAAAUGGAGGAGGGAAAAUGCAGCUGAUGGUGACGAGAUAAUGGCCGGAGAGGCUGAGUGCAAGAGAGGGAAAGGUGGGAACGAUGUCCAGACUCGUAGCAACUGCCAGCCGUAUUUCUACCUGCACGAUGCCAGAAAACACACCACAUCCACCGCAGCGAAAGGGCGUGGCCAGCUUACAUCGUAUUCCUCGUCAUCAUCAUCCCCAUCUCCACAAUCCAGCCCCAGGGCUCUUCCUGUUUCUAAAAAUGGAUCAGGAGGUUCCAAACUGACUCCAAACUCUUCUGUACUGUCCAAGCAGAGUGUAAACGCAAGUCCCGGAUCCAAAGCAGGGACGAAGGCGAUCACUUCUCUGAGGCCCCCUCAGAGUUUUGUUCGCCUGACGGGUAUGAGGCCCGGCUCGGGCCCUGCGUCUCGAUCAGGUUCCCCGCUCCUAAAAAAGCCAACAGCUAGCCGCUCCCAUUCCAGCGACAACCUGGGCUGCGCCGCUUCCGCGCAGCUGACUGAAAGCGACCGCUUCCGCUCCCGGAGCCUCACCCAGGUCCGACAGCAGGCCUCUCCCACCCUCAACCGGACCGCCGCCUCUCCCCACAUGUCCCGCCCCUUCUCCACCAACAGGGCCGCCCAACGGGUUCCCCCCGUCUCCACCUCACAGGCUCCUCCUAGAGGCAGCUUGUUGAAAUCACCUGUGAGCAGAGCCGCUUCAGGCAGGGUGGCUGGCAGUGCCCCCUCCCAGCUGCCACAGUCGGCCCUAAGGAAGCCUCUCUUGCCGGGUCCGACCUCCAGGUCCAGCGGCAUCAGCUACAAGCUGUCCCGCCCGUCGAUCGUCAAGCAGUCCAGACCCCUUCGAGCAAAAGGAACCAGCAUGUGCAGAAGUGAACAGGAAGUCAACAGAGGACCAACGAGACGAAAGAACUCUGUGGAGACGCCUUCAUCUACCGAAAACAGCCCAGAAAACACUCCAGACGCUGCGGAGAUGGAGCAGCUUUCUGACGACCUUGCGUCCCAGGGAAUGGGAUCGAUUGUCGGUGAGACGCUUGAGGACAUGUCCCUGUCCUCCACUUCCUCCCUGGACCGGAAUGACAUCAGCCAGGAAUACAUGGAUGACUUUGACAACCUCGGAAACGGAGGGGUUGGCAUCUUACUGUUUUCAUCCAAAAACGAAGAGGAUGACUCAGGACUCGACCAGUCGUGCACCAGGCUAGAUGAUGACAGGGACGCGAUUAGCAAGGUCGCCAAGACAACAGGACUGUGCUUCCUAGAUGAUAGUCUGGACUGGACUUCCAUCAGAGGUGAUAAAGACGAGCACCGACUUAACCAACUUGCCCGUCGGAGAAAGUCAAGUCAGCCUGACUUUCAUGAACAGGGCGGCUCCUCUCUGGACCUGUCCCCCUCUGACAGCUGCGGUUCUGGGGGUACCUACAUGUGGGACGAGGAAGGUCUGGAGCCUCUGGGGGGCGCCACCACGACAGCCUCCAUCCACACCAACAGCAACACCACCCACCACAUCGGGAGCUUCGACUCGGACAUCAACAGCAUCGAUCUCUUAAACAACCUGGACUCUUGUGAUCUGGCUGACGAUGACCUCAUGCUGGACGUAGAUUUCCCAGAGGACUCCUCGCUGCAUAGCGAUGGAGAGGGGCUGUCCAGUAUGGCUCAGUGGAGAAGAAGACAGCUCUGUUGGGGAACGCAGGACAACGACGUUGAGAGUGAUAUCCAGUGCUACAAACUCUCUCAGGACCCUGAAACAAAGGAAGAUAAGCUCAGGUCGGCCUGUUGCUCUCCGGCUCCUCAGACUCUGGGCCUGGAUGUGGAGGAACUCGCUGAGGACUGCUCCGCAGUCCGGUCACAGCUGGAGUUCCUGCAGAGGUUGUUGCUGCAGGAGGAGGACUUGGACGACGACACUCUGACCACAGACACUCUUAGUCCAGAAACAAAUGACUUGUCUCACAGUUCAGACUCGCAGGUGGAGGCGCUCCUGCAGGAGGUGCAGCAGCUCCGGGAGGAACUGAGGAGCCGAGACCGGACCAUUGCACAACUAACCAUGCAACUGACUGUGUGUGUGCAGACUGUUCCCACACUGACCACCAGGUGUCGCUGUCAGGAGGUGUCUGAAAGGAUGGAGCAGCAAACGCAGACAAGUGUGACAAAAAGCGAGUGUGUGGCCUCGCAGACACCGUGGAGAGAACACACUUCACAGGUAUUUCACUCCUCCCAUCAGGAAGACCAGGAACCACUGACAAACCAAGCACCGCCUUCAGGUAACCCCGCCCACGCUGAAAUGCUCCCUGACGGUCUCCCCCCAUCUUUUAAACCAAUCGCCGCCACCUGCACAACCCCAACAAGAACAGCGGACGAUGGAAACCCACAGAAGAAGCCGGGGAGGGAGGAAGAAGACACGGAAAGGAGAGGGACCGGUUCCAGAUCCCUGAUGCCUCUGCACCCUUCCAAGCUCCGCCUCUUCCUGUCUCAUGCUGCCAACGGCUCUGCCCUAGCAUCCCCGAAGGCGAGGCCGUCGAGGCAGCUGUUGGAUCGUGUCAACUCUCCGGGGCUGAAGGCGAAAGCCUUCGGCUCCGGAUCGUCGCGUCUCCCCAAACCAAAGAGCUACUGAGGCGGCGGGCGAUCAAACACGCCGACUGACUGUAUCCGUCCUGAAUCCUCAUAUUACUUAAUGUUGGUAUUCUGAGCUCAGAUUAAACAAAAAAGCACUACAUUAGGAAGACUGAUACCACCCGGAUCUCGGAAGACAUCACCGAUAAAAAAACAUGGAUUUGUGCCUUUGAUUUGGAAGACGCCGUCUCACAGCGGAUCGCUGGAACUGGACGUCAUUUAAAGUCUAACCUGAGAUGUUUCACAUGCUGCUGCUGCUUACAUUUUAAUCUUUAUUGGUCCUCUGAUGAGUUUCAGACUGACUGCGCCCAGCCUCUGUGAGAGGAAAAGUGUUCGCGUUAAUUUAAAUGAAGUCUCCGACAUGAGACCCGGCCUUCUUUGCAUUCCAUCGAACACUGGAUGCAAAACAAAAUAUCUAAUAUCUUCAGUUCACCUUCAGCAACACACCCUCUCUCCUUUUUUAACCGCUGGUCCAAUUGUUUCUCCCUUCCCACAACCACAGAAGAGACAGAACCCUUCGUCCUUCUGUCAUCUCUUCUUUCAGACAACCUUGAAAGAAGAGGAAACUUUUUCUUCUGAAGCUUUUGAGCCUCAAACUUUCUUCUUCUUGGUUAAAUCCCCAGCUUCUCACAGGAAAAACUUCCUUCCUAAAGGAAGAGUUUGGAUUUGUCUAGCUGUUGCUUCCAGUAAAACCUUCUUCCAGACUAUCCGGUUUAGCUGCACUGCAAAAACACAAAAUCUUAGCAAGUCUUUUUUUUAUUUGUCUUGUUUCUAGUGCAAAUCUCUUAGCUAUGUUUAAUUUCAAGUGUAUUACCUUAAAAGUAACUUUUAAGAACUUCUUUUUAAGUCUAUACUUAAUAUUGAUGGAAAAAUACUACUUCCAUUGGCAGAUCUUUAAACUUAAAAAUGAGUGAAAAAAUUUUCCAAUAGAACUAGUUUGUUUUUUUAAAUUGAUAUCAAAGAAGUCUUGACUUAAAACAAGCUGCUAUCUUUCUGAAGGUACUUGUAUGUCAGUUUUAUCUUAUUUUAGUCGAGCUAAGAUAUUUGCAAUAGAAACUGGACAAAAAUACUUGAUGACAUUUAAUGAUUUUUGCAGUGUGGAGAUUGUUUUUUCCCUUUCGCUUUAGAACGCCACUCUGUGAUCUUUUUCUCUCUCGCACUAUGGCCGUACUGUGACGUUUCUCUUAAAGUGUUUGCUCUCAAUCCUUCUCCAAGCUCUGAAGGAUCUAAACCCUUACAGGAGUUAUUUUAUGGUUAACAUUCAGCAGAGGAGCUUGCCAUUUGUUUCACCAUCUUAUUUCUUUCUUUUUUUUGUUCCUCAAACGAAUCCUGACAUUUGAGCUUCGCUUUUGCCGUCUGAAACGGCUUUCAGCCGGAAUGUCACGUUUCCACGGUGCCGAUCUGAAACCGGGACACGUUCCCAGAACCGUUCCUAACAUUUUGCUAAAUCGAGGAGUUAUGCACUCGCCUGGAUUCCUUAAGGAAGUUUGAACCCAGUGACAUUUUCGCUCCGCCGACGCCUCAAACCCACCAGUAAGAUCCUGUGUCAUCCGUAUCGGCAACUAUCUGUCAGCUCUGCCUGCUUUCACAUUAAACAGCGCUGGAAUAAAAUAUGCAACACCGUUAGGGGAAAAAACAACAACAACAACAAAAAAAAACAGAAACGGACGCAGAAAUAUGCAAACUGGCUUCGCUUCAAUGCAACGACUCUAAGUCACAGAUGCUGAUGAAUUUUUAGAAAAGUGAUGACUUUUUAUUAUAUACAAAUAAAAAACGAUGGAUGAUUCCAUCGUUUAGCUCAAGGCUUUAAUGAGAGAAAGAAAACUUUCUGAGAUCACAAACUCCUUAAAUCUGACGCUUUACAUUUUCUGUGAAAUUUUUUUUGCUUUAAUCAAAUACUUUGUUUCUUCUUUGUUUUGGCUUAGACCUUUUAUACAUCCAGCUCACCAGAGAAAAUACAAGUUUUUAAAUGUUUUCGCUGUUUUCCCUUUCUCCCCCCUUUUAUAAAUACAGUAAAAGUUGAUAAAGAGUACGGUAAGCUUUACUCUAAAGAAUCUGAAAUCAGUGGAGGACAAUUCUGUCUGUUGUGAAAUAAUUGAUCCUGAUGCCAAAAAAUAGCAUUAAUUAUUUUUAUCUAAAUUAUUCCAGUUGUCACAGCCCAGAUUUCUUAACAAUAAACAGAUGCAAUAGCUAUUGCAUCCGUGGGAUAAAGUAAUAAAUGCAAAAUAAUUCGGUUCCGUUUUAGAUUUUUAAGCGCGAGUGAGAAUCUUCAACUUGGAUUCCUAAUUUCAGCAUCAUUUAUUAACUAUAUUAAAAUUGCAUUUAGACUUUAACCGAAAGAGACAAAAGUCUCUUCAAGUUAAUUUAGCUACGCAAAUCUAGUAUCGACUGUAGCGCAGCUGUUUUCAAAGACGGAUGUCGCAAAGCCAAAAAUAUUUUUAAUUUUUAAAUGCGUGAUUUAAAAAUUCAAACAAAAUUCAGUCAGCAUAAAGAGCGAUCGAACGUUUGGAUCUCAUCCGGUCCAACUUUGUGUACGUUUUUAUUGUGUUAUGUUUAAGUCAACUUCAGUCUGAAUCUGCAUCUCUGCGUUUUAGCAUCAACAUCCACACUGAAACCACCUUCAUUGUACAUGUGAGCCUGUUUUCAGAGCAGGAAGCGAUAAAUAAAACAAAAAGCUCACACGUUUUGUCAUAUUUCAUCAAACCGAGAUGAAACAUGAGGGGGACAGGAAGUCUACCGACGUAGAUCCAGUUGUGCAUUUUUUCUUUUCCUCUCGUCGUUUUGUUUCCAGGCUAAACAUAGAUGUUUAUGACAGAGUGCUCACCCGCCUUGUGACUCUCUGACCGCCUCUCUAGUUCUCCUCCCUCCCUCGCACCUCGCCUGCUGUAUAAUUUUAUUUAUUCUUUCUUUUUAGCACCAGCCGUUAGUCCAGUAGUGGAACGGCAGCUUCUGCCCGGGUGUAGCCGUUAAAGCGUGUUGCCAUGGCAGCGCAGAUCUGCAGCAGCGUCCGUGUGGAAUCGCAGCACAUCCUCGUGUUUCUUUUGUUGUUCCCUGUUAAAUUAAUCAUCACACACACAUUAAAACCCACGGGUGGUUGGGCGGGUUGUUUUUGUUUUUUUCCCCCCAAAUUUCAUCUUCCACUGGUUUGGAAAAACACAUCAAAGUUUUUCAUUUCCAAAAUGUUUUGUCUGAUUUAAUUUUUCUUUUUUCCCCCUUGAAAGUGCUACGGAAAACAAAGAAAUUCUUGUUAAAAGUUUCUACAUUUCAUUCAGCUUUCCAGGUGUUCAGGCUCCACCUGCGCCCUUCUGACCUUGGUGCGCUUUGUCGUUAAAGUGGGGGAAGGUUCGGACAUGCGGCUGCUGCUAAUGAGUUCUUAUCUGAAGCUCAGAGAGCACAGGCAGGAUUUCUGGAGGAAUCAAAAAAAAAAAAAGCAAGCAGAUUAACAGUUUCUUAGCGAAGGCUUACACUGGAUUAGGCAGGUGAAUAUUCACACAAGCUGUGACGACCGAGAGCUGGAUUAAACCUGAAGGUCCUUUCAUUUUAGGCAGAUUCCUUCACGAUGAGGAGUUGCUGCUGAUCUGGCCUCGAAGCGCGGCGGUGUCCAGCCAAACACGGCCGAGCUGCUCACCACCGACGCUCUGCUGUGUUUACAAACACUUCCAGCUUCUGUUUAUCUUUUUCUUUUUCCUGAACGUUUUGGGAAAAGUCUGGAAAUAUGCGUGAGCAUGAACUCAGACAAUCAAACCCGACGAGGUAAACGUUUUGCACGCAUACGUAAAGUAUUCGCCCCUUGGAGAAACCGUAGUCCUGAAUAUUUAGUCGUCUGACCAAAAAUUUAUUAACUCUUUUUUCUUUCCAGUGAAUCGACUUAGUGAAAUCAACCCUAACUUAUAAAAACCUUUGUCAUUUGUCCUUUUUUUUAUGAUUUCCACUAUAAACUGUUGAAAUCAUGAUGAUGUUGAGUGUUAACACUAACUGAACCUGCUGAGGGAAAAACAUCAAUGUCUCAUUGUUAUCCAUCUUGUCCCAAACUCUUCAACUCUCCUUAGUUUAAGUUUAUCCUCAACCAGUGUCACCAUUCUUUAUUAUUUGAACAUUUUUCCUUUGCUUCAUCUUUUAUGGUUGUAAAUUGACUGAUGACUUUAUAUAUUAAGCUGAAUAAGUGAAACUUCUUUGUCUGGCACGAGUUUUUAAAAAAAAUUUUUUACCAGACAAAUCUCUGAGCACCAACGUUUUGUGACGCAUGUCCUCCAUACUUGUCCCCAGUAACUUAUUAAAACAAGUUUCUUGAUUUCAUCUCGGUUCAACAGACAUCUUGACAGCAAAACAUCAAAUCUGUUUGUUUUGUUUUGUUGUUUUUUGGUGAAGUUUCACUAAAAAUGCUCCUGCUCAAUAAACGUCCCAACUAUGGAUAAACUGGUGAAACCUGGAGAUCGCUUCCUCGUCCCCCCUUCCUCCGACAGCUUGGAAAUGUUCGUCUUUGUCCUGUCCUGUUUUCACGCUCUGGACGUCUCAAAUCAGAACCUGGGGUAGAUUUAAACCUUUAAUUUAAACCACAUUUUCCAAAUAAACGGGAGGAACUGAGGAAUAAAAGCAGAGCUCUCUGCCCAACGGAGUUCUCCGGGUGUGUCGGUGUUGUGCGGGUUCCCAGAAUAAGCUUUACAUGCAGGUGAACAUGUGUCUGUAUAUUUCACUGUAAAUUAUUAACGGAAGUUCAACAAGUUAAUGUGCGCUAUGUGUAUCCAUGAUAUUCACUGCAUUGUGUGUGUGUGUUAUUUUUUUUGGUUUGUUUUGUUUACUGCUGUAAUCCCUCUGUAGGAAUACUUUAGUUUGGAUAACUUGAAGGAAAAGCAUCCAGCCAUUUCAUGUCACUUUAUUUUAAUUUUUUGUGGUGUAAUAAUAUCUGCUGCAGUGUUUUUGCUGUUCAGCUACACUAACUCUUUAUUUAUGUAACAAGCUGUAAAAAAAACAAAAAAACAACAAUGUCUCCUUCACUGUAAUAGUCAUUGUUAUGUCUGAAUGAUGAGCUUGUAAAGAAUCUUAAAAAAAGAAAAGAAAGCACUUUAUUCAACAUGAGACGACACUGGACUUGUCCAACCUGCUCUAUUAUUUAACUUUGUGUGUUGUCCAACAAAUGCUGCGUUCAUGUCGCACAGUAACAAUGAUUUCUCUCUCGAACAUUUUUGUUUCCGUUUACUUUUGUUAUUUAAGCUUUAUGCCUGUAAUUUCAUAGCUGCAAAACAAGACUGCAGAUAAAGAUACAAAUAUCCACUGUUUUUUUUUUAAAUCGGUUUAUUUGUAUAAUUGUUAGUAAUUUGGUCAUUUGACUCUUGUCAGAGAUUUACUUAAAUUUGUUGAAAACUCAUUUUAGCGUAAAUCUGUACAUUUAUUUCAGAUUAAUAAUAUUAAUUAAAACAGGCAAAUUUUCCUACUUAAACUAGGGCAAGUGACAAAUUAUGCACAGAUGUUUUGUCCUCGGUUUGCAAAGUCUGACUUGCCGAAGGUUAGUUUUGAACAGAGUCAAAAUGCUCAAACUUGAGAGACUUUCAUUGGUCUCGAGUUUACUUCUGGUUUCCCACUGGACCUGAAUGCAGCAUCAAAGCUUCCCUGUUACUCCUCUGAGCGGUUGUGGUUAAACACUCUGGGUACUGCGGAUGUUCUGUGAGUUUGCAAACAUUUUCUGUUCACCGUAAAACAAAUCAAACGCAAGUGGUAGUUUAAAAUAAAAGAAGCUUGUAUUCCUGUUUUAUUUGGUCAUCUCACUCCUCCGCCUCUCAUCACCGAUUAUAGUUCUCAUCCGUCACUUGGCUGAGGCGAUUUGAAUGCUGCUGAAAUAAAGACUCACAAAAAUCAUGAA